Molecule: messenger RNA, 2647 nt
Organism: Pelecanus crispus (Dalmatian pelican)
Lineage: Eukaryota; Metazoa; Chordata; Aves; Pelecaniformes; Pelecanidae
Source: RefSeq, a predicted model, not a curated record
UCCAGGUAUUAAGUCUUAAAAGAGGUACUUGUUUUCAAGAAGUACUACAGACAACAUGGAAAAAGCUGGUAACAGCUCUUGCAAUGAUGGACUUCUACUUAGAAUGGGCCUCAAUGAUAACAAAGCUGGAAUGCAAGGUUUGGAUAAAGAGAAAAUCAAUAAAAUCAUCAUGAAAGCUACCAAGGGUUCUAGAUUUUAUGAAAAUGAACUUAAAAAAGAUCAACAAGUUAACCAACGAAUUGAGAAAAUGAUGCAGCUAAAAGAGAAAAUUACAACACAACAGCUCUUGAAAGCACAGCUGCAGGUGGACAAACUUGUCCUAGAACUGGAAGAGAGCCGUAACCUUAGCAGUACGAUUGUACACAUUGACAUGGAUGCCUUCUAUGCAGCUGUAGAAAUGAGAGACAAUCCAGAGCUGAAGGAAAAGCCUAUAGCAGUGGGAUCAAUGAGUAUGUUGUCCACCUCUAAUUACCACGCUAGGAGAUUUGGUGUACGUGCAGCCAUGCCUGGAUUUAUUGCUAAAAAGCUGUGUCCACACCUAACUAUAGUACCAUUAAACUUUGAAAAAUAUGGCAAAGUGAGUAAAGAGGUUAGAGAAAUACUGACCGAAUACGAUCCCAAUUUUCUGCCUGUGGGCCUAGAUGAAGCCUACCUGAACAUAACAGAGCACUUGGAGGAAAGACUGAACUGGCCUGAAGAUAAAAGAAGAUUCUUUUUUAACACAGAAAGCACUACAGAAAAAGAUAAAGAUGAUAUAAAUACAUCUGUCAAAUUUAAUGAAGAUGGAUACUCUUCUUCACCGGUACUGUUUGAAGACAACACACCUCUGAUGUAUGACCACCCUGAACAAAGGGAUCAAUCAGUGGAAAACUCAGUUGUAUUUGGAACUUCUGCAGAGGAAGCUGUGAAGGAAAUUCGCUUUAGGAUUGAGCAGAAAACUCAACUGACUGCUAGUGCAGGAAUAGCGCCAAAUACAAUGUUAGCAAAAAUGUGCAGUGAUCGUAAUAAACCUAAUGGUCAAUGCAGAAUUACUCCUGAGAGGCAUGCAGUGCUAGACUUCGUAAAAGAUUUGCCCAUUAGAAAGGUGCCAGGUAUAGGAAAAGUAACAGAGAAGAUGUUAAAAGCCCUUGGAAUUGUGACUUGCUCAGAACUUUACCAGCAGAGGGCACUGCUUUCUCUUCUUUUCUCAGAAGCAUCCUGGCGUAAUUUCUUGGAUAUUUCCCUUGGUUUGGGUUCAACACAUUUGGAAAAGGAUGGAGAAAGAAAAAGUAUGAGCACUGAAAGAACAUUCAAUGAAAUAAACACAGCAGAAGACCAGUACAGCUUGUGUCGAGAACUCUGCAGAGACCUCGCUCAAGAGCUACAGAAAGAGCGACUUAAGGGAAAAACUGUUACCUUGAAGCUAAAGAAUGUGAACUUUGAAGUAAAAACAAGAGCUUCAACUGUGCUGUCUUCUGUUUCUACUGAGGAGGAAAUAUUUGCUGUUGCAAAAGACUUGUUAGGAACAGAAAUUGAUAGUGUUGCUCCUCACCCUUUACGGAUAAGACUUAUGGGUGUACGAGUAUCAGGAUUUCUAAGUGAAGAAGAGAAGAAGUACCAACAAAAAAGCAUUACGAGUUUCUUAAAAUCAGGAAAGGAAAUUGGUUUUCUUAGGCUUCAGCAAGGGGAGUCCAACCAAGAAUAUUUCACAAAAAAUUCAGAAACAUCUUCCAGAGGGAGUUUUUUUGAUAAAAAGCGAGCUGCAAGGCAACUAAACAGUGAGAAUCUUUCUCCAAAUGACACUGUAGGUAAGCAGCUCUUUCAUGAUAGGAAAUCAGCAGCAAAUUUUGUGGAAGAAACAAAGAAAGUCACAGACUUACAGAAUUCUAAUGUGUGUAAGAUCUUCACCUGCCCUGUUUGCUUUGAGGACCAAAGCAGCAAUAAUUUGGAAGAGCUUAAUAGGCAUAUUGAUGAGUGCCUCAGUGGGAGUCUUGUUAAAGAUACCAUGGAAAUAGCCAAGAAUGACAGUUCAAGAGAAAAUACUCUUAACUUUCUUCCACAAUUUAAAAAUGAAAAUCUUGAUGAAUAUCAAAAAAAUAAAACAGAUCAAUUAGCAGGAACAUACCAGUCUGCAAGUAUAUCUGACAACUCUACUAGCAAUAGCACAGAAAAAUUCACUCAGAUAAUAUCUGAUAAACCUCACAGAGAAAGACAGCCUAGCAAUCUCAGUGAUAUUGCUAGAAAUGUGUGUAUGAAGCAGUGUCUCUUCCCCAAAAGAAUUUCACAAGCCAAUGAAGACCAUUGUGAAAAGACUGAACAUACAGAAGAAACUAGUUCAUCCUGUUUCUUUGAAGCCAAAGAUGACAGUGUUCUGGUUUGUCCAGUUUGUAAUUCAGAACAGAAAACCACCAGUCUUGUGUCAUUUAACAGACAUGUGGAUAUCUGCUUAAAUAAAGGCCUUAUCCAGGAGCUGACAGAAAAAAAAGAUUUUCCUACUAAGACUUGUAAUAUGGAAAACUCAAAUAGAGUCGGAGGUUUAAGCAGAGGACAGCAAUGCACAAAUCCAUCACAAGGAACAAAAAGGUCUGGACUAAAAACUUCACAGUCGGUAUCAAAAAAGGCCAAGUCGAGCAACUCCAAGCAUACAAUUGAAAUGUUUUUUAAAUGA